This is a messenger RNA of Beta vulgaris subsp. vulgaris (sugar beet), 1254 nucleotides long. RefSeq lists its product as uncharacterized. NCBI's taxonomy places the organism in Eukaryota, Viridiplantae, Streptophyta, Magnoliopsida, Caryophyllales, Amaranthaceae. The coding region runs from base 1 to 1254 and encodes 417 amino acids. The transcript has a single exon. The record is from RefSeq and is a predicted model, not a curated record.
AUGGAGAGUAGUACUCCGGUGACGGCAAAGUCUGUAGAAGAUACUGGAGGUAAAGAGAUCCCAAGUCAUCCUAGUAUGGAAGCUCAAUCCAAUGGAACAGUAACACGGCAAGCUGGGAAUACAGAUCCUAGUGAACCUGUUCAAGAGGAAAAUAUGGCGAUGCAACAAUGGAAAACAUUCACCUCCCAGAGCAGGAUGUCGGAUAAAGGUAUGGGGCUUAAAUUUAUUGCUCCUGAGUUGAGGAAUGGAAAACCUAUAGCUAAACUUGAUAAAAAUGAGGUCUCUAAACUCAGUGAAAUCUGGAUUAAUUCAAUCAUUGUAUAUGUUGUGGGGCAAAAUCCAACACUUACUGCUUUGAUGUCAUAUGUUAAAACUCACUGGAGUCUGGUUUGUGAACCAAAAAUUUUUAAGCAUGAAGAUGGAUACUUUGUGGUGAAAUUAACUAAUACAGAAGAUAAAGAUAGAAUCUUAAUUUCUGGCCGUCACAUGUUCUAUGGUAAACCCAUAAUUGUGAAACCCUGGCUACCAAGCUUUAACUUUCAUUCUGAAAUUUUGAAAGUCAUUCCCAUUUGGGUGAAAUUCCCUAACUUGCCAUUACACUACUGGAGUGAUGACUCUCUGAGUAGGAUUGGAAGCUUGUUAGGAGUCCCUAUUUAUGCUGAUGAGUGUACCUCUAAGGCUUUAAGGGUUUCUUUUGCCCGGGUGCUGAUUGAAAUGGACAUAACUAAAGAGAUUCCUAAAGAGAUUCAGAUUGUGGAACCAAAUGGGGUGACUUUUGCACAGAAAGUUACUUAUGACUGUUUACCACCCUUUUGCUCUAAAUGUUCUAUGAUUGGACAUAAUUGUGAAAGUCUGCAGGCUAAAGCUAAGACACAGGUUAAAGUAAUCAAGAAGUGGGUACCCAAAGUGCUUCCUACAGCAGAGAGAACUGAGCCAGUAACUAAUGAGGUGGUCACUGAAAAACCUCAUUCUGGUGAUCCUGUGGUAUUAGUAGAUGCUGGAUUAUCUGGUGAUCCUAGUACCACAGUAGAUCUAAGUAUGGUGGUGACUCCGGUGAAUUCACCUACUGUUUCAGCUCCUCAGGAAGUUCAUGAUGAUGAAAAUCAGGGAGAAUGGAAGGUGGUUACAAGAAAAUCCAAAGAUAAAGGCAAGUUGCUAGCUUUUCAAUCUGCCAAAGCUGUUAGUUAUCACCACAGUGGAACAAACUCAGGUAUACCUGGGGGUGCUAAGGGACCAAACCCUUAUUUGUCUUGA